Molecule: messenger RNA, 1034 nt
Organism: Arabidopsis lyrata subsp. lyrata
Lineage: Eukaryota; Viridiplantae; Streptophyta; Magnoliopsida; Brassicales; Brassicaceae
Exons: 4
Coding region: 177-914 (245 amino acids)
Source: RefSeq, a predicted model, not a curated record
UCCUUCGAUCACAAUUCUCGAGCAAUUGGGUUCUCCAAAAAUCCCUUUUUCGAUUGUUGUGUUGUUCUUCUUCGUCUUCUUCGUUGAUUUCGAGUCGAAAGAACGUAGCUUUAGUGGAAGUUUCUAUGGUUGGGAUUUGGGAGGCAAUGAUUUAGAUAGCUCUAUGAUUCUCGAAUAUGGAUCUGGAAACUGAAAAUCGAAUAGCUUCGAUUCUUUUAAGAGAAGCAGCAGAAUUGAGGAGACAAGCUGAGAAAGAAGGCGUCAGAGCAUAUCUUGAGAAGCCUAAUGUAAGACAUCGACCUAACUCUAGAUUUCUCACGGCUACUGUGCUUGGUGUUCAGCAAGCAAACAAAGCUGUGGAAACCAAUGAGAUGUGGAGUCUUCGGAGUAAAGAGAUUGAGUUUGAUGAAAGGCUCAAAAGAAAAUCAAGAGAAGAGAGCAGCAGUUGCCCAAGUGAGCAGAACAAUAGGAGGGAUUUUCUUAAGAGAUGUACUUCAGUUGAUGAGAAUGUUACUACUACUAGUUUAUCACCCUCAUCAAGCCGGAGCAGAAACAAAAGAUGGCAAUCAGAAGAUGAUGAUCAAGGCUUAGGAGAUGUCGAGGUUAAGACUUUUCUCCAAUCAAGGGUCAAGCGUGGCAGAGGCUCUGUUGGUGCUAGGAUGGAUGAACCAUUACCCUGUCUUCCUGUGAAGGAACUGUCAAGAAAUUCUGAUACAGGAGAUCGGAAGCUAGUGCUCCAGCCAGAUCGAUCACCUUUAUUGAGACGUGGGACAGAUUCUUCUUCUUCCGAUGAGGAGGUUCACAAAUGUGCUCAUAGAAAGAGAAAGGAGCACAAGAAGAAACUUAGUAGUAAGAAACACAAGUCAAAAGAGAAGAAAAGGGAUAGGAAGAAGAGAAAAUAUUGUAGGGACUAGAUCUUCUUUUCCGGACAAAAAAAAUUGCCUUUACACCGGCAGUGAUGUUGUAUCCAUAAGAUGAUCAUAUUUCAUUAAUUCUAGUAUUCUUAAAAUGCUAAUAAUAAUGCAUAGUAAAAA